UUUUCCAUAUUAACUUAGGGCAUUCUUUUUGUUUCCUGAGCUAGGCUUGCUGCUAAACGCCGCCGCUCUCAUCCAUCCCUCUUGCCGCGUUUUCCUGAAUCUUGCGGAGCGUGGUCACGUCGACGGUGAAAGAAAAUGGCAUCUUCUAGACCGGAGCUGCAAGCGCCGCCGGAGAUAUUCUACAACGACGAGGAAGCUCGCAAGUACACUUCUUCUUCGCGUAUCGUCGAAAUUCAGGCGAAACUUUCUGAGAGAGCAUUGGAGCUUCUUGCUCUGCCGGACGAUGGAGUCCCCAGACUGCUUCUCGAUAUAGGCUGUGGGUCAGGUCUAAGUGGGGAGACUAUAACUGAGGCUGGACACCAGUGGAUUGGUUGGGAUAUAUCUGAAUCAAUGCUUGAUAUUGCAGUGGAGCGUGAAGUCGAGGGUGAUUUAAUACUUGGUGACAUGGGUCAGGGUUUAGGACUUCGACCUGGAGUUGUUGAUGGGGCAAUUGGCAUUUCAUCUAUACAGUGGUUGUGCAACGCUGACAAAUCAUCUCAUGAACCCCGGAUAAGAUUGAAGGCUUUCUUUGGGACAUUGUAUAGAAGUUUGGCGAGGGGAGCAAGAGCAGUAUUUCAAGUGUAUCCUGAAAAUCUUGCUCAACGAGAGUUGAUUCUGGGUUUUGCUAUGCGAGCUGGAUUUGCAGGCGGUAUAGUUAUCGACUUCCCACACAGUACGAAAAAGAGGAAAGAGUACUUGGUGCUCACUUGUGGUCCACCGUCUCUCAGCAGUGCCACUCCCAAAGGAAAGGGCGAGGACGGGGAGUGUUAUUCUAGUGAUGAUGAUAGUAGCGAAGAUGAAGAAAACCAAACUGUUUGUGUAUCAGACCGGCAUAGACCGAGGAAAAAGCAGAAGGUAAACAAGAAAGGCAAAGGAAGAGCGUGGGUUAUGAAGAAGAAAGACCAGAUGAGGAAGAAAGGGAAAGAAGUUCCCAACGACACCAAGUACACAGCACGAAAACGAAAGGAUCGGUUUUGACCCCCUUUCCAAAGCUCAAGGAGAGUACGCUUUUUUCAUUCUUGUGCUAUAUCUAUGCCUUUUAUGCCAAGUUUGCUGUGUGGCUAAGCUAUACAUGAAUUUGUCGCGAGUAGGUUACAAUUUUGAGUUAUAGGAUGAAAUUUUGUGACAGUCAGUUGAUCAUCAUCUUUAUUUCAAGUACCUAGCAUUCUUGAUUCAA
Ipomoea nil (Japanese morning glory) is the source of this 1216-nucleotide messenger RNA. Its product is annotated as probable 18S rRNA (guanine-N(7))-methyltransferase. The transcript has 9 exons. Gene Ontology annotation, molecular function: rRNA (guanine) methyltransferase activity. Gene Ontology annotation, biological process: rRNA (guanine-N7)-methylation. Lineage: Eukaryota; Viridiplantae; Streptophyta; Magnoliopsida; Solanales; Convolvulaceae. The coding region runs from base 136 to 1017 and encodes 293 amino acids. Gene Ontology annotation, cellular component: nucleolus. The record is from RefSeq and is a predicted model, not a curated record.